AUGCCCGUGCUUACAUUCUGCGGAUCAUUGGUGGUUCCUUAUUUACUGAUAGGAAUCCUAGUAGGGUGAACCUAAUGUUUCUGCCUCUAAUUGCUAAUUUACAUAGAGCAAGCAUGUAUAGUUGGGGUUCAGCUUGUCUUGCCUGGUUAUAUCGAGAACUUUGUCGGGCCACUGAUCCGAGCGUGUCUCAAUUAGGUGGAGCUCUACACAUCCUGCAGAUAUGGGCAUGGGAACGAUUUAUUUCAAUAUCACCAUCUAUAAAUAUACGAGACCCACAUAAUGAUGCUCCACUGGGAAGUCGGUGGAGUAAUGUACGACGUAUCACUCAAGUCGUAACACAUGUCUUGAUAGAAAUACGCUAUAAAUUUGACAGAAUGGGUGACCCAGAGAUGGUAUGGGAGCCAUAUUCCGAUGAACUCCUUGCAUCAUUGCCAUUAUAUUGCACGCAAGGACGUGACAUUUGGAGAGCAGUGGUUCCCUUGAUAUGCUUCCACGUGGUAGAACGGCAUCAACUUGAUAGAGUGUUGCGCCAAUUCGAGAUGCAACAACCAAUACCACAUUCACCACGCCAGCCAGCUGAUCUUCAUAACACAUCUCUAUUAUCAUCCGACAGUAAUUGGAUUACAAUUCAUGCACAUUGGAUUGCCAUUUGGGAAGAUAGAUGGCAAAGGUUGGUUGAAGCAGCACCAUUACAUGGGCCACUACAUUAUCAUUCCGAGUACCUCGAAUGGUAUAGACGAGUUUCUCGUCGAUGGAUAUCGCAUCGUGGUGCAGCUAUUGGCACUGUGGAGGAUGGUAUCGAGAAUAUACAUUUAAUUAAUCGACAGUUUCCUAAUCCGGGCACAGAUCUUAUUGAAAGACAAACAACAGCAAUGUUCUAUGCCAUGGAAGAAGAGAAACGAAUAACAGAGAUACCUCCACCACAGCCAGCACCUCGAGCGCAACCUAUGCCAGAUGACCCUGAAGAGCCUGUUGACCCGCCGAGGAGGCCUAGGCGUAGACGUAGCUCUCGCCAACAAGCUGAUCCCGAUGUACAUACUACUGUCCUGGCAAAUGUCAUCAUUCCGGUACCCGUUUCAUUCCACACUCAUCGAUCAUUUGGUGAGAUUGGACAGUCUUCAGCAGGACCUAGUGUUCCACAAGAAGGUGGAUCACAAUAUACUACGUGGACACAUGGUAGUUAUAUGCCACCACCUCAUAUAACCCCAACACAGUGGUCCUUCCAGCAGGUUGGUAUUCAAGAUAAUCCAUUUCAGAUGCAGACCCCGAUAGGUAGUACCUUUGAUGCUUUUGCACGACAUAGUAGCUCCAUUAAUGCAUUUUCGGCUAGACAUUCUGUGGAUAUUCCUUCAUCUAGCCUAGGCACACAACCAUUCUCUGGCAAUUUUGUAUAGUACACAUCGGGCCAGCAGUACUCCACUUUUGCAUCUGAUGAUAUCUAUUUACCAUCGCAUUAUACUGCAACACGAGAUCUGAGCUUGGUAGCUCCUGAUCUUAAUAUUAAUCCUGCUGCUACUGAAGGUGAGGGUACAAGUGGUGACCGUCGGCCAUAUAGAACUCGACGUCCACAUGAACGAAGGGGACGUCCAUGUGGCACGGGAGGACAUUUGGGACAUAAUUAGCAUUAUUUUUUUAUAUUUUAUCAUUUGUAAUUAUAUUGUUUUAUUUUUAUUACAUUC
Molecule: messenger RNA, 1679 nt
Organism: Manihot esculenta (cassava)
Lineage: Eukaryota; Viridiplantae; Streptophyta; Magnoliopsida; Malpighiales; Euphorbiaceae
Product: serine/threonine-protein phosphatase 7 long form homolog
Exons: 4
Coding region: 75-1394 (439 amino acids)
Source: RefSeq, a predicted model, not a curated record